This is a messenger RNA of Oryza sativa Japonica Group (Japanese rice), 1257 nucleotides long. RefSeq lists its product as uncharacterized. Gene Ontology annotation, cellular component: cytosol; EKC/KEOPS complex; nucleus. The record is from RefSeq and is a predicted model, not a curated record. Gene Ontology annotation, biological process: tRNA threonylcarbamoyladenosine modification. Lineage: Eukaryota; Viridiplantae; Streptophyta; Magnoliopsida; Poales; Poaceae.
UUUCCGUCAAUAGCUAAAUAUAUAUCUUCCUCGACUCCGACAAGAAUAGGGUUCCACCGCCGCCGCCGCCGCUCGCCGGAGAGAGAGAGAUGAAGAGCUUCCCGGUUGCCGGAGGCCGCAGCGUCUCCCUCGGCCUCUUCUCCGACGUCUCCAACAGCUGGGAGCUCCUCGAGCUGAUGCAGUCAGGGAAGCUGGAGCCGGAGGUCGCAUUCCUCAACGCAUCACUGGUGCCGGAUGUGUUCCCGGUUCUCGCGGCGGCGCACAAGGCGGUGGUGUCGCAGGGGAGGGAGUCUCUGACCACAAGAACUCUGCAUUCGGAGCUCGUCUAUAACUACUCCGGGUCUAAGCAUAUAACGGAGUCUUUGAAACGAUGCGGAAUCUCCGACGACACGAGUUAUAUCCUUGCAGCUCGUUUUGAUGCUUCGAAUGAGGAGAUAAAAGCUGUGGAGAAGCUCAUCUGUGGCACUGAGAUUGAUCUAGCGGAACUGGAAACAAGAGCAAACCAGCCACAGAUCCUGAAGCAUUAUAAAAUAACUCCCCAGGAACUAUCAAUAUCUACACUGCCCGAUGCAAUUGUAUGCAGGAUUGCUGCUCGAGAUGCCCUUUGAGUGACAUCACGGAUCAAGAUUGAAAUCUGGGAGGCCUGGUGGUUUUUUGCACAUGAUGAUGUGGUACCGGUAUGUUUGUUACUGUAUGAUGAUGGUUGCUAGUACUACUGGACUACUGGUGCCUUGGGUUCACGUGCUGCUGGGACAGCGUUGCAGCUGUCGUUUCUGUCCAAGAGAAAAACAUGGACAGAGAAGCUGGUAACCUGCCCGCCAUUGCAGCUGUUACUGCAAAUUCCAGUUCAAUGUUUCUUUUGCAUGAUCCAUCAAUCUAUCAUGCAUGUAAUUUGAAAUUCAAGAACCCCACUGGUUUUGUUUUUUGUUUUUUUGGCCAAAACACUCUGCUGUGUUCUGUUUGUUUUUGGAGUCUGUAUGAUGGUAUCUGUCAGUAUCAUUAUCUUGCUCAUCAGUUCGUCUAUCAAUUGGGACAACAGCCACCAAGUUUUAUUUUGGCCCUGUAUGUUCCUUUUUCAUUUUGGUUCAAAAGGCAUCUUAUUAAUGUGUCUAAAAAAAGAGGGCAUCUUAAAUUGAAAUCAGGUGGUUGCUAGACCGAAAAGGCCAGUUGUGAUCUUGUCCUGUAGCUGUAUGUUUUGGCGUUGCCUUUCCAGAGAUGCCAUGCCAACAUGAUGUAAUCAUCUCAUUAUGAUAUAAA